GUUCAGAAGCUCCUCCGGUACCUCCUGGCAUAUUUCGAGACUCUAUUCCUGCUGUGCGACGAACUAAACGCUGUCCAGGCCCCGGCCGUCAUCAACAUGCUAGCCAUGCAGGAGCGGUGGCAGCAGCAGCUGUCACAAGCUAUCAUGUUACUCGUGCCUGCCUAUGUUGGUUUGCUCAUUGCCCCCACAGCGGUGAGUAAGAAUAACCCUCGAUCGCCGGGCACCAACCUUCUUCAACGCCAUUUGACAAACGCUGAAUUCGACAACCUGUACAUCGUUGCUGAGCUCGUCGUGUGUCUGGCGUACAGCAAACGAAGCAGGAAUAUCAUUGCCAAGGAAAUUACAAGGCUCUUCACAGGACCCUUAGGAUUAUCGUAUUUUGAUGAUGGCGAGAAGUCGUCACUUGGGUCUGGUCGGAUGAAGCGCGCUGCCAAAGUCGGCGCUCCCGACGCACGUUUAUCAAAUAUUCUAAAGCAGCCUUCGGGACUGAUGAGCCGGACACCCCCUCCACUUGCAAUGUUCCUCGAGACCUCCAUUAGAUCGGAUUAGAA
This is a messenger RNA of Hyalella azteca, 551 nucleotides long. RefSeq lists its product as uncharacterized. The annotation marks the transcript as partial. Lineage: Eukaryota; Metazoa; Arthropoda; Malacostraca; Amphipoda; Hyalellidae. The record is from RefSeq and is a predicted model, not a curated record. The transcript is spliced from 3 exons.